Thelazia callipaeda (thelaziosis nematode) is the source of this 459-nucleotide messenger RNA. NCBI's taxonomy places the organism in Eukaryota, Metazoa, Nematoda, Chromadorea, Rhabditida, Thelaziidae. The record is from the annotation of a GenBank genome assembly.
AUGCAGGUAUUGAAACCUGCGUAUUUUAAUGGAGUGCUGGAAGCCUCGACCGAAGUCUGGUCAUCGCGUACUAACAUGAAUGGUUUUCACGGUCAUGAUAGUGACCGUGAUUUUGUUUUUUUUGGGCUGAUGAAUCCCUCUGAGUGGAGAGGGAGAAAUCAUGUCAGCAAAGAUGGGGAGAAAUGCAGGCUAGAAGUCUGGUCAUCGCGUACUAACAUGAGUGGUUCUCACGGUCAUGAUAGUGACCGUGAUUUUGUUUUUUCUGGGCUGAUGAAUCCCUCUGAGUGGAGAGGGAGAAAUCUUGUCAACGAAGAUGGGAAGAAAUGCAGGACUUGGAAAGCAAGUCAGCAUUCAGUUAUUAUAUCAGCUUUGUUCGAAGAAGGACAGUUCUGUAAGAUGAUCGGAUUAGCCUUUAAGCAAGAUGUAGUAGCGAGAACGAAAUUGAGAGGUCAGUGCUGA